ACUGGUGGAAGACGGGAGCGGGCGGCUUCUUUCCUUCUGUCGUCUGGAGGCUUGGCAGCGAUCGACCCUCAGACAUGCUUGUGUUUCGGGGGAUUCCAGGGUCGUGUGUCGGUCUCAUCUGGCUCCAGGCGGACGAGGAUUGCAGUUCAUGAGCGGCUCUCCUGGGUGGAGGCAGGAGUCCUGGGAAUACAGUUGUUUAUUUCUCAUUUUCCAGGGCGGAACAACAGCGCCCUCGUGUGGCUGGCGCGGACAUGCCCCUGCAGCAGGCCUUGCUCACCGCCGCGUCCCUCCUGUGGUGGGUGGCGGGCGCCGGGGCGAUGCCUGACCCGGCUCAGAGGGACCUGCUGAUGCGGCAGGAGGCCUCGCGGCAGACCGGCGGGCGGGUGGCCUUGAGCAAGGCGGAGCAGAAGCUGGACUCGUACCUGCACCAGCUGAAGGAGCAGGAGAUGGCGGGCGCCCUCUUCCCGCCGGCGCUCCACUUCUUCAAAGCCAAGCCGCUCAUCCAGAGGAGCCGGAUCUUCCAGCUGCUGCAGAAGAUGCCCAAAGGUGCCGCCCUCCACAUCCACAGCUCAUCGCUGGUCAGUGCAGAGUGGCUGGUGAAGAACGCCACCUACAGGCCAAACUGCUACAUCUGCUUCACCUGGGACAGCUCGGUCCGGUUCCUGUUCUCGGACCGCCAGCCCUUCCCCCGCUGGGACUGCUUCUACUGGCAGCUGCUGCAGAACCUGCGGUCCAAACUCCCAGACCCGGCCAGUUUUGACGACAGUCUCCUGCAGCAUCUGACCCUGGUGACGGAGGACCCGGACGGUCAGUACCCCAGUCAGGAUGUGGUGUGGGACAAGUUUGAGAAGGCCUUCAUCGCGGCGGCAGGUCUGGUCACCCAUGCUCCUGUGCUUCGUGACUACCUGUACCGAGGCCUGGAGGAGCUGCACCUCGACAACAUCUUGUACCUGGAGCUGCGGAGUGGACUGUCCCGGACGUACGAGCUGGACGGAACCAUCCACGACAAGGUCUGGACUCUGCGCUUGUUUCAGGAGGUGACCAGGAAGUUUGUCCAGGACCAUCCAGAUUUCCUUGGGGCCCGGAUCAUCAUCUCAGUCCACAGAGCUCUGAGCGUCCCUGAAGUCAAAACGGCCGUGAUGGAGGCCAUCCAGCUGCAGAAGACCUUCCCGGAUGUCGUGGCAGGAUUCGACAUGGUCGGCAGGGAGGACGCAGGGAGGACUCUGUGGUACUUCAGGGAGGCCCUCUCACUGCCCGCCGAACUGGGCGACAAGCUCCCGUACUUUUUCCACGCAGGAGAGACAGACACCGAGGGCACCGACGUGGACCAGAACAUCCUGGACGCUCUGAUCUUCAACACCUCACGCAUCGGGCAUGGCUACGCUCUGGCGCACCACCCGCUCGCCAGAGAACUCUCCCGGAAAAGGAACGUGGCCGUGGAGCUGUGUCCCAUCUCCAACCAGGUUUUGAAGCUGGUGUUGGACCUUCGGAACCACCCUGCCGCCGUGCUGAUGUCAGAGGGUCACCCGAUGGUCAUCAGCUCGGACGACCCGUCCAUGUUCGGCAACACGGGUCUGUCCUACGACUUCUACCAGGCCUUCGUGGGCAUCGGCGGGUUGAAGGCAAACCUGGGCACCCUGAAGGAGCUGGCAGCCAACUCCAUCAGGUUCAGCUCGCUGCCAGAGCGGCUCAAGGAAGCAGGCCGGGUCAUGUGGCAGCGCAAGUGGGAGAGCUUUGUUUCCGAUAAUACGUGAUCAGGAUCUGGCAGUGCCCGAGGAAUGUUGUUUUGAGUUGACACGAGCUCAUGACUGGACCGAGUCAAAUCACUCAA
Messenger RNA from Synchiropus splendidus (mandarinfish), 1831 nucleotides. RefSeq names its product adenosine deaminase 2b (gene ada2b). The transcript is spliced from 10 exons. The record is from RefSeq and is a predicted model, not a curated record. Lineage: Eukaryota; Metazoa; Chordata; Actinopteri; Syngnathiformes; Callionymidae. Bases 252 to 1754 code for a protein of 500 amino acids. Gene Ontology annotation, biological process: adenosine catabolic process; inosine biosynthetic process. Gene Ontology annotation, molecular function: adenosine deaminase activity.